This is a messenger RNA of Aureobasidium musti, 4769 nucleotides long. Lineage: Eukaryota; Fungi; Ascomycota; Dothideomycetes; Dothideales; Saccotheciaceae. The record is from the annotation of a GenBank genome assembly.
UGCCACACAUCAUGUCGCGGACCCAGCAAGAUCAGUUCAUCGACGACGAUGAGGAAGAGACAUGUCCUCUCUGUGUAGAAGAGUUUGAUCUAUCAGAUCGAGGCUUUCGACCAUGCGUCUGUGGCUAUCAGAUCUGCCAGUUCUGCUAUCACAACGUGCGCAACAACAUGAACGGCCUCUGUCCUGCCUGUCGCCGUCCAUACGAUGAUGCCAACAUAGAGUUUCGCAAGCCUGGCCCCGAAGAGUACACAUCCCCGUCCAACUGCUCCUCUUUACCCAUCGCUAACACCCCUCCCAGGGAAGCCCUCUGGAGAGCCAAACAAGCUGCCAAGCANAAGAAACAGUCUGCCGCCGCCCAAAAGNNGGAAGCUCAGAAGCGCGAGGCCGACACUCUCUCUCGCAAGCAUCUCGCUGGUCUGCGCGUCGUGCAAAAGAACCUGGUCUAUGUGACUGGUUUGAGCCCCAGGGUGCAGGAAGAUAGAUUGCUCGAGACUCUUCGCGGAGAUCAAUACUUUGGUCAAUACGGCAAGAUUGUCAAGAUAGUCGUCAGCAAGGCCAAAGACAACAUCAAUCCCCAGUCUGUCGGCGUCUACGUCACCUACGCCCGCAAGCAAGAUGCCGCCUCCUGCAUUGCUGCCGUCGAUGGCUCGCAAAACGGCGAUCGCGUUCUAAGAGCCCAGUUCGGUACCACCAAGUACUGCUCGGCCUACCUUCGCAACGAACAAUGCACCAACCGCAACUGCAUGUUCCUCCACGAACCUGGCGAGGAAAACGACAGCUUCACCCGCCAAGACUUGUCUUCGAUGAAUGUCAUCUCAACCCAGCAUCCGCAAGCACCCUCGCAACCAACUUCGCAGCCUCCACCGCAAAGCCAACAGCCUGUCGCCGCUGCUCACACCCUCUCUAGGCAAGACUCGCAAUACAUUCCUCCCAGCCCUAGUGUUGAACAUGACGGUCCUGCACUGCCAUCGACUGCCAGCUGGGCGUCCAAGGCUCCUCAGAUGAGCCGCACAGCUAGCAGUCGCUCUGUCUCACUCGUUUUGCCUAAAGAACCAGCUAGGGAAAAGCCCAAGCCUGAGCCCCAGCCUCAGCCUCAGCCUCAGCCUGAACCCGAACGCGAACCGUCUCCUUCUCCAGAGCCCGAAGAGCCUGCAACUCCCAGCCCGCCUCCAGCUCCUAUCGCACCUAUCAAGAAGAAGAAGCCGACUGUCGAGGAUCCUCUCACCCAUAUGUUCAAGGCUUUCCAGUCUUUCGAUCUCAAGUUCCAAAUGUCCAGCAAGACUUUGGAGGACAGCGGCAUCGACUUCGACUAUUUCCCUCCGCUAUUCGACCCUCAUGGUGGAGCCAAGAGACGUGCAAUGAGACAACGCGAAGAGGAGGAAGACGAGGAACGCAGACGAUUGGAAGCUGAAGCUCAACUAGCUCAACAGACUGUGAACAGCGUCGAAGACGAAAAUGGUCCUGAAAUUGGUGGUAGCAUGCAACUCGGAGGUGAGCCCGAAGACACCAUGGGCCGCGGCCAGUCUCCACAGCACGCCAUCGAACCUCCCUCGCGCACCAACUCGGUCAUCGAUGGCGGAUUCCUCUCCAACGAGCUGUCGAACUUGAGCAUCACCGCUCCCAACUUGACCGCUCAACAACGCCAGCAGUUGCUUCUCCAACAGUUCAAGACGCCUUCCACUGCAUCUUCUCAACCUCCCUUCCAGCCACCACCUGCUGCUCCGGCUGGCCACGCACGUAAUGUUUCACGAUACACGUUCGCAAACGACUCCAACACGGCUUCAGCUGCCGUCAAGCCUGUCGCCAACGCCAAACUCAUGAACCAACAAUCUUCUAUGAUGCCUUCUCAGUCUUCCUUCCAGCAGCCCCCUCCCAGCGGAUUCUAUAGCAAUGUCCAGGGACCUCCUCCCGGCCUCAAAACCACUGGCACUCCUCCUUUCAGCGGAGGUGGCAUGUUUGGCCAAGGUCAUGGUUUUGCAACAAGCGGCUUGGGUUAUGGCGCCAACUUGACUGGUCGCAACCCUAACGACGAAAUGAUGAGAGAUCUUUUGAGAAGCCGCAACCUCGGUGGCGGUGCCCAGAUGUCAGAUGCCGCAAAGCGUGAGUUAUUGUUUCCUUCUUUCUUACACCAGCACCCCACCAGUUCCACUCCAGUCCCAGCCCCUGGUCUUCUGAAUCUUCCCUAUGGCACUCAGCCUCAGGCCUUUCAAGACAAUGUCCAGAAGNNCCCAAAAGAAGGGCAAAAGCACAAACAUGCUAACACUUCCUCCUCUGGAGGUGGUGUAGUUGAUGUAGCAGACCCGAGCAUUCUUCAGGCAAGACUGCACCAAGCCGGUCAAAUCGGAAACCAGGGGCUCUUCACUGGUCAUGGACAAGGUGGGUUGCACAAUGUGUACGGCAGCGCCGACGCUGACAUCUCAGACAUAACAUCUCUUGGUGGUGCAGCUCAUCUUUCAUCAGAUCUUUUCGACGAACCCGGACGAUCAACCCCACCAGUGCCUCCCGGUCUGGAAGGUCUUGGUCAGUCUUUGCCGCCUCUUGACUUUGACGAGGAAGAUGAUGUCCCUAGACGUUCGACGCCCUCGAUCCCUCCAGGUUUCACGGCUCCAGUGAUUGCCCCUCUCAAGGACGAUACGUCCACUUCCCUUCCAACUUCGCGAUCCAGUUCGAGAGCAAGUCUCAGACGCGGCAACUCUCAGAUCCUUCCCGCUGUCCCAGUGCUAUCUGGCACACCAUCCCGAGCUCCCACGCCAUUGAGACAUGAGACCAAACCUUUCGCCAACGUCAUUGAUGACUUUGCCACGCCUACCAGACGCGGAAGGUCCGAAUCACAUCUUGCCAACGUUGAGUAUGCCGAGAGUAACGAUACAGCUCCCGGCGCCGAAGUCGAAACCCCAUCGAAGGCUGAUAUCAAGGCGGAGAAGGCCGAGGCAAAGAAGGCAAAGAGAGCCGAUAAGGCAGCCAAGAAGGAAGCUGAGAGGCUCGAAAAGGCCGAGAAGGCCGCUGCUGCAGCACAUGCUGCAGCUGAAGCGAUUGCUCAGAAGAAUGCCGCCGAAAAGCUCGAGAAGGCAGCAGCUCAGGCACAGUCCUCUAACGCUCAGGCGGAUCCACCAGGUGCUUCUAAGGAAGAGAAGAGCAAGGCAGCAACCAAUACAGUCGAUCUUGUCAAGGACCUGACACCAGCUGAAGCUGCCGCCGCGGCCAAAUCGGCUGCAGGUGAGACCGUUAGUAAGAAGAAGCAUCCUGGAAAGAUUGACAUUACAGCUGCUGUUCUCAAGGGUGGUGAAGUCCCUACUUCUCUUACUUCGACCCCAGUGAAGAGCGAGAACAUUCCGCGCACCACUUGGAACACGAUCCCUGCUACAUCGCAGUCCCAGCAUAGCAUCAGAUUCAGCCAAAAGGUUACAGCUCCGCGUACCCUGCGUCUCACAACAGCUCUGCCUCCACCUGCACCUGUCGUUGCUCCUGCAAUCCGCACACUCCCUGCUGCAGCAUCUCGCAUGCCAUCGAGACAGCCCAGUGUUGCUUCUAUCCAAAUUCCAGGCACUCCCAGCAGCGAACACAUCUCCGACGACGUUUCCAUCACUUCCACCUCACUCUCUCGUGCAAACACGCCACCUCCACCAACUUCUACCAGAGUCGGCUCGGCUUACGUUCGCCAGAACACAAAGAGUCAACAGAAGAAGAUGCGCCAAGAAAAGGCCAGACAAAUGACAGAAGAACUCUUGGCCAAGGAUACUCAGACCGUUUCGGAACCCAUCCAGGAGGCCAUCACCAGCCGCAAGAAGAAGUCCAAGAGAGACAAGCCCUCGACCCCUGCUGCAUCUACGCCCGCUGCGUCCACACCAGUCCCCUCGCGCCCUGCCUCUCCUCAGUUGAAGGCCCAGCCCGAGGAACCACCAAAGGUAGAAAAACCCGCCACGCCCGUCAAGGCCGAGACUCCUCCCCCUCCUCCACCCGCUCCCGUCACUCCGGUCAAAGCCCCUACUCCGCCACCUCCAGCAGCGCUGACUCCUGCCUCUCUCAUUGCAGAACUGCGCAGCGAACAUGGCACUAUAGCCGGCGCUUUCGAUGCUUUCUUCCGACCCUUUGCCCAGACCGUUGCACACUACAAGCCCACCCAACAACCAACUGCCGCCGACUUGAUUCCCGAAAACGCAAUUCCACCCCAUUCGCCUGAGCUCAAGAAGGAAGACAUUGAUGUCUUGCUUUCAGGACGCGCCUGGCGCCCUAAGACCAACGAGCAGCAGCGUCUCUGGGAACGUCUUGUCAUUUCACCCAGCGGUACCAUAAUUCGUCACAUGGAGCCUCAGCUCGAGGAUCGCUUUCUAGCAAUGGAAGCCAUGAACCGUCAAUUGCCAGAGAACCAGAAAUUCCACCCUAUUCAGCACAGCAACACCCCUACUGAUGUUGACUUCCCUGCCGUGGACCUCGCUCUUCUGCGUCGCGAGAUUGAGGGUGCAUCCAAUGGAAACCGUCACCGCAGCGCCAACGCUAUGGAGAAGGCUGUUGAGGAAGGCAGCAAGAAGGGUAGCUUCUUGGUUGAUACUGCUGGCAAGUACGUCAACGAGUUUAUCAUGCCUCCUGUUCCUCUCAGUCCCCCAAGUGAGAAGGCUAUCAAGGAAGAGCAGCAGAGAGACAAGAACCACAUUCUCAGUGUCGAAGACUUGGAGCGCAGACUUGCCGAGGCGAGACGCUUUGCUGAUGACAAGGAGGCCGGUCUACGUCGUCUGGUUAAGAGAAACAGAAAAGUCAUCGGCCUGACUCAC